This is a messenger RNA of Triplophysa rosa, 1865 nucleotides long. RefSeq names its product cytochrome c oxidase assembly protein COX19 (gene cox19). The record is from RefSeq and is a predicted model, not a curated record. Lineage: Eukaryota; Metazoa; Chordata; Actinopteri; Cypriniformes; Nemacheilidae. Gene Ontology annotation, cellular component: mitochondrial intermembrane space. The coding region runs from base 79 to 360 and encodes 93 amino acids. The transcript is spliced from 3 exons. Gene Ontology annotation, biological process: mitochondrial respiratory chain complex IV assembly.
AUCAUUUAUAGCUUCACACGUGCGUCUACGUUCUCUUUCACAAGGAAAUGUAGUACUGAGACCAAAUAUUAGGACAAAAUGUCAACGGCGAUGAAUUUCGGAACCAAGUCGUUCCGUCCACGUGCACCCGAUAAAGGAUCGUUUCCUUUAGAUCAUUUUGGUGAAUGUAAGACAUUUAAAGAGACAUAUAUGAGAUGCCUUAAAAACAACCGGUUUGACAAUUCACGCUGCCGGGAAGAGUCAAAGGAAUACUUAGAGUGCAGGAUGGACAGACAAUUAAUGGCUAAGGAACCCCUCGAAAAACUUGGCUUUAAGGACUUGGUGGACGACUCGCAAAAAGAAAACGAAGCCAAAUCAUAACAAAAUAUUAUUUUGAGUAAUAUUUGUAUUUAGUUUAUUUAUCAUCAUGUUGUUUGAUAUGUUUAUAUUCUUUUAAAAUCAUUGAAAACAAAAAACUAUUUUAGUUCACGACAUUGAAAAUAUUUUGUAUGCUGGAAUUUAAGGAGUAUUCUAUAAGCGCAUUGUUCACUUUAAAGAAAUCUUGUGUAAAUAAGAAACUUUAUUGUUAACUUUCAAUUUAAAAUAAACGAAUAUACAAUAAUCAAAUAGCAUGAAUAUAAAUAAAUAAAUAAAUGUUAUAUUUAUUUAUUAAAAAUGUUAUAACAAAUAAAUGUUUCUAAACAAUUCAGGAAAAGAAAGAAAAAUGAGAACAGUGGACAUAUUUGUGGUUAAAUAUUUCCAUAUUAACAUGCUUUAAAUGUAUGGAAUGAAUCAUUUUGUAUACAAUUUGGGACAGAAGUUUAUUUCAGAUCCUGACGCUUGCACUGUAGAAAGUAAUACCUUAGAUUUACUAUGAACCUCAACAAUGGUGAAAAUCAACAGACUAAUUCAGAUAAACAGAUAAGCCGCAAUGCAUGCUGGGAAUCAUGAAUGAGUUUUGUACUAUGAUGUUACCCAGUAUGCAUUGCAGUAUAACAUUUUCGUUUGGUGAUUGUCACCAUUGUUGAGGUUCAUACACUGAUUCUUGAUGUCUGUGUGUUGCAGUUAUGCUGUAGAUUAAGUUUUUAUUUGCUUCCUGUUUUCACAAAUGUUUCUAGAUAUCAAAAUGUUCUCAAACUCCCUGAUCUUAUAGUGUUCUUUCAUGAUCAACAGCACAGCACUCAAAUGAGAUGAAAUCAGUGAAUCAAAGCACAACAUGAUGGUGAUUUUAAACACCUGACAAAUUAUCAGUAAGCUUUACUUUCCAUUUAUUUCUUAUUAUUGGUUGAUAAUUGAAAAAGUUAUUAAACUUGUUGUUGACAUUAUAACACUGAAGUUUUCUUAUGUUUUCGACCUAUUUUUGUAAUGCAUUUAAUCACCGUCAUAAUACCGACUACCGUAAUAAAUGUUUCAUCAAUUACCGCAACAUAAAAAUGUAUCACCGCCACAAGCCUAAUUUCCUGACAGAUCUUUUAUACAUGACCAAACAUUAAAGGAAGAAAGGAUCCAUUAAUCUGAUGAAUUUAAGUCCGCAUGACACCUGAUCGAAUUGGCAACAUGAUUAUAAUAAAAACCUUUUAGUACCAAAUAGGGUAAAGAAACUUGUCUGUCAAAACUGCAUGUUUAAGCAUUUAGGUUAAUAUAUAUCAAAUUUACUCUCAAUAACACAUAAGUAUCUAGGCCUACUACUCAAAUCUUGUAGUCUUUGUGUGAUGUAUUGAAAUCAACUAUCUGAUAAUAUAGCGUGUGAUUGUAUUUGUUGUACAAUCAAGGACCCCGAUGACUACCAGCAGGCACGUGCACAGAUGAGCUCAACCAUGUGCAGAGCACAUUGCCUUUUGCCUUUCAACUCUGAAGUGGUGGUGUUUUUUUCUUUCUUUCAUUAA